UGUUCUUGUCUGCGGUUAAGAAGAAGCAGCGUCGUUUUGCACGAAACUUAGUUUUUGCUCGAAAUUCAUAGAAAUUAUGGCUGGACGUGAAGCCGUCAAACGUGCCGUGCAACAAGUGCGUCCCAUCCUCUCCGUGGAUCGCGAUGAGGCGCGCAAGCGUGCCCUCAAUCUCUACAAGGCCUGGUAUCGUCAGAUUCCCUAUAUUGUUAUGGACUACGACAUACCCAUGAGUGUGGAGCAGUGCCGCGAUAAAUUACGCGAGGAGUUUGUCAAGAAUCGCUCUGUGACCGAUAUCCGCGUCAUCGACAUGCUAGUCAUUAAAGGCCAAAUGGAGUUGAAGGAAUCGGUUGAGAUCUGGAAGCAAAAGGGUCACAUUAUGCGCUAUUGGAAGGAGUCACAGGAACCCAAACCCACAGAUUUUCUCUCCAAGUUCAUUCAGGGCGUUAAUUAGCUUUAAACAAAAACUAAAUGCAAUUGCUUUACAAAUUUAAAUAGUUUAAAUUUAAAUACAAAUUUGUUUGGCAUAAAAUAACCAAUGAAUCUUGUGGAAUUGAAAUAGAAUAUUUUUUAAAAAAUGCUCUUACCGAUAGCAGCUACAA
Drosophila grimshawi is the source of this 599-nucleotide messenger RNA. RefSeq names its product NADH dehydrogenase [ubiquinone] 1 alpha subcomplex subunit 6 (gene ND-B14). The transcript has 3 exons. Lineage: Eukaryota; Metazoa; Arthropoda; Insecta; Diptera; Drosophilidae. The record is from RefSeq and is a predicted model, not a curated record. Gene Ontology annotation, biological process: response to oxidative stress. Bases 77 to 451 code for a protein of 124 amino acids.